AUGUAUGGAUCUUUUACUCGCACUCGAGAAGAGAUAGAAUUCCGUAAACAAAGAGCGGAAACAUACAAAAAACUUGUUAAAUUAAAUGAUAGCACUUGGAAACGCUACUCAAAAAAGCAGGAAGAUGAUUUCGAUGAUUUACUAGGUGUAGCCGUUGACGAUGGACCACAAAUCAACAUGAAAGGAAUGAGUCCAACUGAUGUUAUGAAAGCUACUAAGUCAUGCUAUCAAAGAUUGUCAACAUUAACAAGAGAAAAUAAAGAUCAGAUCAUUAAACAAAUUAAUUCUGUUAAGCUCAACAAAUUCUUAGAGGAAACAUGCUCCAAUUUACUUUCCGCUAAGUUAUCUACUUAUGACAUUCCUGCAUUCGUCGAGGUCAUAUCAAUUCUCCAUAGCUACUAUAAAGAAUUCAUUCCUCUUAUCGCCCCUCGCAUUGUCAAAAACUGCAACAAUCAAGACGAUGUAGCACGUCGCAGAAACUUCAUUUAUUUAUACAUUGAUUUACUCAUUGUUCAUGCAGUUCGCGAGACAGAGCCAUUUUCGAGCAUAUUCCUCGAAUCAUUACAAAGUGAUAUCACUUCUCAGAGCUACUCUAACUUCACUUUCAUCUGGAGUAUCAUUAAAUACGCCGGUGGUGAUAUUUUCGGCGUUUCAAGAGGUCAGGAUACAAUUAUCGAUGCUAUAUUCCCAGAAAAUCCAAUCUGUCCAAUGAGAAAAGAAAUUUUCGGAUAUUUCAAAUCUUUAUUAGAUGCAAUGAAGCAAAAAAUGGAUCAAGGCCGCGAAAACUUCGAGCAAGCAUACUACUUGAUUGCCAGAUUAGGCUCAAUUAACUCGGGAUACAUGCAAGAUGCGAAAGAAGAACGUAAAGAGUACGAAGAGUACAUGGAGAAGGCCAAAUGCAUCGGAUUCCUCGUAAACAAGCCAGUUCCAGAUGAAUGGGUUGACCAGGAAGAAAUGUCCGAGUUGACAACCAUCGAUGGCGUCAUUAAAAUUCCUUCUAGGAUCAUUGCUGAGGUCGCCAAGGAGAAGGAAGAUAAACCAGAGACACAAGUGUUCACACCAUCGAUGAAUGACAACUUUUACGAUGUUAUAGCUGAUAUGGAAGUUCGUUUGUUGGAACCACUCGGCUACGAUGUCAUCCAAGUCAGGAAAGAAGCCGAUCGCGCUACAGAUUCCCAGAGAAUUGAUACUUUGGCCAGACAUUAUCAUCUUAUUGACACUCCAGAAGACAGGAAGAAGCUUAUCGAGCUGUUUUCCAACAUUAAUAAAAAUAAAGGUAACCAGGCCAGGUAUCUUGCAAGAUUUGUUGCAGAUAUCAGUCAAGUUUUCACAGAAGUUGGCCAAGAGAUCUCUGAAAACCUUUUCGAUGAGUAUAAGAGGUUUAUUCUUGCAGCAUCCUCCCCAAGAAUUGCUUCACAGGUCGCUUCCAAGCUUCAUCUCGCAAGAUAUAUCGCAGAACUCGCUCAUUUCAAGAUUGGCAUCGAAGAAUACUUCAAAUGCAUCGACUUUACACUAGAUAAAUUCCGUCCACGUACAGCAGAAAUGCUUUGUACCUUGAUAAAUAUCGCCGGAAAAUUCUUCGACUCCUACUGCGACCAAACACAUACAAAUAUUCGUCGCGUUAUUGAGGAACUCUCAGCGCGUAAGUCUGAGAUCGCAACUCAUCAAUACGCCCUUAUGAUGGUCGAACAAACGAUAAAUUCGAUCAUUCCUCCAGAAGUAGAAGCAGAACCAGUCUUCUAUUCGAAUGCCGUUAACGAGUACCAAGCAUUCCUCAUCUACGUCUUCAAGAACGAGAUCGAAACUGAAGCCAAACCGAAAAAGUUGAUCAGAUACAUAGAAAAGCUCCUUAUCAAACCAGAGAAGACUAAGAUAGACUUGACAUUCAUCUUCAAGCUUGUUUUAGACUUCAAUUCCUUCUCUGCAGCACAACUUACUCAAUUAGCAAAUUUCGUUGCAGAAUUCUCCAAGCUCUACCCUAAUUUCGGUAUCCAAGUUGCAGAUAUCGUCAGCGAAAGGAUCCACAGAUUCCUUGAAUGCCCCUCAACAAACUACAAACAGAGAUUAGUAAUGGAAUCACGUUUCCUUGCAGAACUCGCUGUCAAAAACGUAGUUUCGUACGAAGAUGUCUUGAAAUUCAUGAAUUUCAUUCUUUCCUUCAAUGUUCCAAAUCCAAGGCAUCUCCUGAUCAAAGUUGAGAAGCCAAAGAAGUCACAAUCGAAGGACAGCACGACAAGAGAUUUCCAUAGAAUAUUCGUUGUUAUAAGAAUGUUGGAAACUUUGAUGGGAAGAACUACAAAUCCGAAAUACAACGACCAGAUAGCGAAACUGAUCAAUCACGUGCAGUUGUAUACUAUCACAAGAUCUCCAAUCCCUGCAACAGUAGCUUUCAGAAUUUCGGACCUCUUGGAUUACAUAGCUUUAGAAAAAAAGGAUAUUAAUGCAAAAGUGACAAAAAUUGAGACCACUCAACAAGCUCGACUUAUAAAUGAGGAUCCUCGCAGUACAUACGAGAUACGGUUCUUGAAGAGACCUCUACAGAUAGUAACAAACAUUCUCAAACUUACUCCGGAGCUAUCUGAUGAAGACGAAGACGAAGAAGAUUUUAAUGAGUAUGAAUUGUACGAAACAAAGUUCAACAGAGAAAGAGCAGAGUUCGUGGACUUACUCGAACAGAAUACAAAGGCAAAGAAUGCUCAACAUGAAAAGAUUACAAUUCCUCUUGAUUUAAUGAGCAAACAAGAAGAAUUCUUCCCAAGAAUUUCAUCCCAAUCAGGACCAGCAGGACCAAUCGACUUUUACACGUCUAAUAAUAAGUUUAUUACUAUUGAUCCUGCAGAUAUAAUGAAAUAA
Messenger RNA from Trichomonas vaginalis G3, 2853 nucleotides. RefSeq names its product nuclear-transcribed mRNA catabolic process, nonsense-mediated decay. Gene Ontology annotation, cellular component: exon-exon junction complex; cytoplasm. NCBI's taxonomy places the organism in Eukaryota, Parabasalia, Trichomonadida, Trichomonadidae. The transcript has a single exon. Gene Ontology annotation, biological process: nuclear-transcribed mRNA catabolic process, nonsense-mediated decay. Bases 1 to 2853 code for a protein of 950 amino acids. Gene Ontology annotation, molecular function: RNA binding; protein binding. The record is from RefSeq and is a predicted model, not a curated record.